UCUCCUACUUUAACGUCUUAUACAAUCCCGCACCAUUCGCCAGCUUUCCUUUGUCCCUUUGCCACGAUUCUUACCGUACAAUCAUCCUGUUCCCGGGCAUUUUCGCUCGCUCGCCAUGCCUCAGCGCUACGAGAGGAUAGCAGCAAACGACGAAGAUGAAUCUUCCUCGUCACCCAUAACUCAGACCUCUCACCAACACUACCCGAUACCCAACUCUCCGCCACCGUCCUUCCGCUCGCGCGCCUCGUCACCAAACGCAGCGUCACGACGUCUUCUUGCCGAAGACCCACUCGACGAAGACCCUCAGCAAACGCUGGCCGAUACCUUUGAUUCUCCUUCUGACGAUGAAGGCUCAGACGAUGAGAAUGCCGAUGGAUUGGAUGACCGACAGCGGUUGAUGCGGGCGAACACGGACGACACAACUGAGACGCAGACUAGACCGGGCGAGAUACAGAGGCGCGUCACACAGCUACCAGCAUUUUCGACGACAACGCCGAUGAGGCGGUUUGGGGGUGGGAGUGGGAAUGACGGUGUGUUUGCGAAUCUGAGUGCGAAGCCUGCGCCAGGUGAUGAUGUGGAAGAGAAGCCUCCCACAUAUGAACAAGCCGCUGCAGAUGCUACGCCGCCCUACUGGGAAACCACUAUUCUUGCACCCGGCAUGCUCACGGAUGAAGUCGUCAUCGACGGCCUUCCAGUCGGGUCUCUCCCCUCGCUGUUCUGGAACUUCAUGAUCACCAUCGCCUUUCCCGUCGUCGGGUUCCUCCUUACCUAUCUACUACAUACUACACAUGCUGCGAAACGCGGUUCUUUUGCCGGUCUUGGUGUCGUCCUCAUACAAUACGGCUUCUCAUUGAAGGGAAGCCCCGAGCCGCUGCCAGAUCGUAACGGCGGUAGCGGCGACUUUGGCGGUCCCCCUAGCGACCCUAACAACCACAACUUUAACCCGGGAGACAUGCCAGACGGCGGAAAUAGCGGCGGUAAUGUUCAAAUGGGAAUCACGACGGAUGACGUUUUUGCAUACAUUACAAUGAUCGUGGGAUGGUUUAUCUUGAUCAAGAGCCUGAGUGACUUUAUGAGAGUCCGGAGGCACGAGCAACUGGUACUGCAGAGUCCAGAGAGGAACGCGGCCGUUGCAGAAGAAACGUCGAGGGGAGAGCAGGCUGUAUAGAGAAAGCUCAACAUUGGACAUUUUUUUCUUUUGUUUUCGGGCUUGAAUACGGGGUCGUCCGGGACAGGUGCUACCUCAUUACCUGCUCGUCCACAAACGCAUUGCAACGCAAGUUUCCUUGUUGGUGUAUCAUUGGUGUUCUGGUAUUUCUACUCGUGUAUGGCAGGG
This is a messenger RNA of Pseudovirgaria hyperparasitica, 1336 nucleotides long. RefSeq lists its product as uncharacterized. The coding region runs from base 116 to 1168 and encodes 350 amino acids. NCBI's taxonomy places the organism in Eukaryota, Fungi, Ascomycota, Dothideomycetes, Acrospermales, Acrospermaceae. Gene Ontology annotation, cellular component: Golgi apparatus; endoplasmic reticulum; perinuclear region of cytoplasm. The transcript is spliced from 3 exons. The record is from RefSeq and is a predicted model, not a curated record. Gene Ontology annotation, biological process: metal ion transport; positive regulation of protein ubiquitination; vacuolar transport.